Messenger RNA from Oreochromis niloticus (Nile tilapia), 949 nucleotides. Its product is annotated as sialoadhesin. Bases 26 to 949 code for a protein of 307 amino acids. Gene Ontology annotation, biological process: immune response; cell surface receptor signaling pathway. The transcript has 6 exons. Lineage: Eukaryota; Metazoa; Chordata; Actinopteri; Cichliformes; Cichlidae. Gene Ontology annotation, cellular component: external side of plasma membrane. The record is from RefSeq and is a predicted model, not a curated record. Gene Ontology annotation, molecular function: transmembrane signaling receptor activity.
CACAGUCAGUCUGCAGCAAGACAUCAUGGAGGUCAGAGACCUCUGCUUUAGACUGUUGAUGACUGUCAUCAUCCUCCUGUGUACACAUGAUCAGAAAGUUGAUGCAGUUUCUCUUCGUAUUGUUUCAAACAAAUCCCAGUUUUUUGAAUAUGAGUCAGUUAGUUUUUACUGUGAGGAGCCUUCUCAUGGACAUGUGUUAUAUAAGAUGAAAGAGGAAGUAGAGCAAUGCAACAAAACCAGCAAGAAAACAGCAGCUACAACAACAGGUUCAAAGUGCACCAUUCGUCCUAUUUAUGCACGUGACAGUGGAGAAUACUGGUGUGGGACAGCAGGAGGGCAGAGAAGCAACAUUAUCUACAUCACAGUCAGUGCUGGUUCUGUGAUCCUGGAGAUUCCUGCUGUUCCUGUGAUGGAGGGAGAAGCUGUGACUCUGAGCUGCAGAAACAAGAUGCUUUCCUCCAGUUUCGCAGCUGAUUUCUAUAAAUAUGGGCGACACAUAAGGAGCAGCUCAAAAGGAAACAUGACCAUCCACAGAGUUUCCAAAUUUGAUGAAGGACUUUACAAGUGCAAGAUCUCAGGAGGUGGAGAAUCACCAGAGAGCUGGAUGACUGUGUCUCUGCCAUGUCUCACAGGGUCAGGGGAAGGAGGUGGGAAAAGGGAGAUGGUUGACCAAUCAAAGCUGAGAGCUUUCUACACCAUCACAGCUAUCACCUGUGCUGUGUGGCUAUGGGUUGUUGGCUUUCUUAUAUCAAAUGCUCUCAAGGACUCACUUCUGCUGAGCAGCACUGGCAAGUGUUCGAUGUUGAUGUACAUGGCCUGGUUUAACUUGCCCAACUGCUUGUCUCUGGACUCCCCGGGAACCUACGCCAGGAUCAUGUUUGUGGACUUCAGCUCUGCUCCCCUCAGGCAGGAGGCUUCGGUCCAUUCGGAGCAGAACCUCUUGCCAUAA